AUGCGUGCGACGGCCGCCAACUGCAUGCCGCUGCACUACCACGAGGUGGCGGUGAACGACGGCAUCACCGACAGCCUCAACAUCACCAUGUGCUCGCCGUACGCGGCAGUCGAGCUGGACAAGGUAUACCCAAUCAUCUAUCUGCAGACGGCCCACUGCCCGACCAAUAACACAGGCGUCUGGACGCCGACUUACUCCGACCCACAGGUCAUCCGCGCCGCCGACGGGACCAAGAUCCUCUCCAUCCCGCCCAUCACCAUGAUCCUCUGCUACAGCCCGCCCGCUGACCUCGAGAGCGGUUGCCUAGCCUUCCUCCACGAGACCUGGUACGGCGCCAAGCUGGGCUGGGCGUACGAGCUGUACGUGGCCCGGGAGGCGCGGUACGAGCAGCACUCGUGCGGGCAUCGGGUGCUGGAGGAGAUGAGGCGGGUGGGCUGUGACGUCAAGGACUUUGACCCCAACAACGGGCUGUGGAGGUGCGACGAGGAGGAUUACGGCGCCGCGUACAUGCGCAUCUGGACGCCGACGCUGUCGUGCACGCCGGAUAAGGUGGAGAGGGCGUUGUUGGAGAUGAGCCGCCAUGAGCUGGUGGUCCAGUGCGAGGCUAAGAAGGCUUGUUUUCUUAAUGCCCACUUGCGCUGUGGCUGA
This is a messenger RNA of Phialemonium atrogriseum, 648 nucleotides long. RefSeq lists its product as uncharacterized. Bases 1 to 648 code for a protein of 215 amino acids. The record is from RefSeq and is a predicted model, not a curated record. The transcript has a single exon. Lineage: Eukaryota; Fungi; Ascomycota; Sordariomycetes; Cephalothecales; Cephalothecaceae.